Messenger RNA from Protobothrops mucrosquamatus (brown spotted pit viper), 2597 nucleotides. It is a transcript of the gene CCNG2, whose product is annotated as cyclin G2. Lineage: Eukaryota; Metazoa; Chordata; Lepidosauria; Squamata; Viperidae. Gene Ontology annotation, cellular component: nucleus; cyclin-dependent protein kinase holoenzyme complex; cytoplasm. Gene Ontology annotation, biological process: mitotic cell cycle phase transition; regulation of cyclin-dependent protein serine/threonine kinase activity. The record is from RefSeq and is a predicted model, not a curated record. Gene Ontology annotation, molecular function: cyclin-dependent protein serine/threonine kinase regulator activity. The coding region runs from base 1 to 1092 and encodes 363 amino acids. The transcript has 8 exons.
AUGCGGGGCGGCUGGGUCGGUAGCGACGAGGCGCUGCCGCUGCGGCUCUGGUGGUCGUUGCUGCGGCAGCGGCGGGGAUCGGUCGCCUCCCUUCGCUUCAGCCCCCCAUCUGCCUCCUCCGGCCCUUCCGACCGCGGAGAAGGGAGAGCCGCCGCCGCCGCGGAGAGUUACUCACAAGUUAUUGUCAUGAUGAAGAGUAUUGAAGCUGAAGAACAGAUGAGCAGCUGGCUCUUCAAACAGCUGAAACUCCAUUUGGAUCAGGAAUGGAAAUACCAGCCGAGGGAAAAAGGGCUGAGUCUGAUUGAGUGCACUACUGAGGUGAAACCUAAGCAUUUGUCCUGCAUCGGAGUCUGUUGUUUCCAGCUGGCUGCUCAACAGGUGGAGGAGGAAGGCAACAUCCCGUCUCUCCAUGAUGUCAUCCGAAUUAGCCAAUGCAAAUGCACAGUUUCUGACCUAAAGCGGAUGGAGAAAAUCAUAUCAGAAAAACUGCACUUUGACUUCAAAGCAACUACUGCCUUAACUUUUUUGCACUUAUACCAUACUAUUGUACUCUGUCAUACCUCAGAAAGGAAAGAGUUGUUGAAUCUCGACAAACUGGAAGCACAACUUAAAGCUUGCAACUGCCGACUUGUUUUUUCAAAAGCAAAACCAUCCAUUUUGGCCCUGUGCCUUCUCUCUCUGGAAGUGCAGACUCUGAAAUCCAUGGAGUUGUUUGAGAUUCUUCUGUGUGUUCAGAAGCACUCCAAGAUAAGUGACAGUGACUUACUGUAUUGGAGAGAGCUGGUCUCAAAAUGCUUAGCAGAUUAUGCUUCUCCCGCCUGCUGCAAGCCAGACCAUAAAAAACUCGUCUGGAUUGUUUCAAGACGCACUGCCCAGAAUCUUCAAAACAGCUACUAUAGUGUUCCUGAGUUGCCCACAAUCCCAGAGGCUGGAUGCUUUGAUGAAAGCGAGAGUGAGGACUCCUGUGAAGACAUGAGCUGUGGAGAAGACAGCCUGAGCAGUUCCCCUUCCAGUGACGGAGAAGGCGCCUUCUUUUUUGACCUCAAACCAAAAUCAAAGUGGCAGGCUCUCUCCUUCGAUUCCAUGUGCUAGUCUGAGCUCCUUCAACGCACCGUACUAUUUGUAGGCAAUAAGUCUCUUAAACCAGCCCUCUCUCCCGCUCGGGUGCCUUCCAAGUGCAGGCUUCCACUCCCAGAAUCGCCAGCCCACCCCUAACUUGUCGAUAAAAAAAUUCUGGGGGUCGAAAUCGACAUGGCCGGAAUGUGCUUACGGUUGGGGAAAAAAAGCUGAUCUUAGCAUUCCUUGUCCUUUGGUACAAGAUCUCAUGGAGUACUCACAGUACGUAUUGUGCUUUUUACCUUUGUAUGAUGGUAACGUCUGAUGUGGCGCGAGGGAUCAAAUUAACCAUUUCAAACCUUGUUCAGCGAGAAACAAUCCACAGGAGCACAACAAAAUUCGCCACCACCGGAGCACAAGACAGCUUCAAAAGCUUUUGAGCUGGGCUUGAAUUCUCUGCUGAAAAUAGGUUGAAUCUUAGCGGUUGACGUAUUUGGUGGAUAAAUGAAAUCGCAGUGACGUAUAUGAAUUGCUUUUCUUUCUUUCUUUUAAAAAAGAUUUUAAAUAAUUUUUUUUUGUUAUUCUUUUAAAGGAAGUAUUCCUGGGGUUUUUCAGGAGACUUGUUUUAAUCACAAAUGCUGUUUUUGGGGUAGAAAUAAAUAAGCUGCUUUUUUUGUUUUUUAAACGCAAAACCAAUCCACACUGGUUCUGAAGCAUAUUUUAGUGCUAAAAUUUCUAAAGGUGAGCUUUCAAAUCCUCAAAUUAGGAAAUGAAAUGUUUUUAGAAAACCUUAGUGUUGCUGUUAAAACAAAAACAAAAACGAUACUAUUAAAAUUAGAAAGUACCGGAUUUCAGUGUAAAGUCCCCAGUCCCUCUCCCAUAGCUUAUUUCAGUAUUUCUUUUACAUCGUUAUUAAGUAAAUCUAUAUUCGUUAACUUUUGCAUGCUUAAGUGAAAAUGGUUAGUGGAAAGGCAAUUGAUUAUGGAGAAGUUUUGAUAAAUGUGAAGUUGAUAAAAUGGGUGUCAUGACAUUUAAUUGCUUGCCUUCACCCCCCCCCUUUUUAAAGCACAGACUUAAUGGUUGCUUUACUUUAGUUCCUUUAAAUAUAUGCAAAGUAAGCAAAAGAAGUCAUUUAGUCUGUAGUAAUAAUGUGAAAGCAAGGCUAUGGUUGAAAUGAAGCGGCAAUAAAGUUAUGAUCCUUGCUUUGAGUGUUUUUUCCUGUGUAGCAGAAGUGAAUGUUUGAUAACGUGCGGUGUGAUCUGAUUUUUAUAAAGAAAAAAAAAAGUUUACAAAAACGUGUAAAAAUGUAAAUUAAAACCUGUAAAAAAACUUAAAAAAACAAAAUAAGCUGAAAAAUAUUGUAUUUUUACAGUGUACGUUACUUUCUAUAUGUUGCAUGUAGAUAUUAAUUUAUUAUACCUUGUAUAUGAUAUAAAUAAUGUAUAUGGAAGGUUGGGGGUGGGGGGGUUGGUACUGCCAGACUGUCAGAAUGUUUUUUGAAAGCUAUUUUUGCUCAGAAAUAACUCAAGAUUCUCUCUCUC